AUAGAGGCAGGAGGAGUUGGUGGAAAAAUAUCAGCAGCGGGAAGUUGGAGCGAGUAAACAGAAGCAGAAAGUGCAACGCAAUAUAGAAUACAGUGUAACGUAUACCAUAACUGUAUUAUUUAAAGUUUCAGUUGUUGGUUGUUGGUUGUAUGUUGGAGCAUAAGUAAAGAGAGUUGAAGAGAGUAGACAGAGCUCUGGCUUCGGUGGACUGUAAAACAACAGCCGUAACCGAGCCAUGGCGAUGGCGGGCUUACAAGACGAGGACAAAGCAUUAUUUCCCGUACGAAGUAUAUCAUCUAUUGUACAAAUAUUUGAAAAGCAGCUGUCAAACAAUAACAGUGAACCAGAUUUAACGCUGCUGUCGAUACUUGUUGGAGCUGUUGAAAAUUCAUUAACCUGCAACCGUACAGUAGCGUCACCGGAGAAUACUAUUUACGAUGAACCAAAAUUACCAGCUCUUGAAUUUCAUAUUGCUGAAGCACUCUACACUAAAUUUCAUGCGAUAAUAAAAGGCGCAAUUGAUUUAACGCUCUAUGACAGCAAAUACGCGUCAAGAGAGCUUGUUAAACGUGUAUCAGAUGUUAUUUGGAAUUCGUUGACAAGAAGUUAUUACAAAGAUCGUGCUCAUUUACAAAGUUUGUAUAGUUAUUUAACCGCUAAUAAACUUGACUGUUUUGGAGUUGCAUUUGCGGUUGUUGCUGGCUGUCAAGCAUUGGGAUUCAAAGACGUACAUCUUGCUAUGUCUGAGGAUCAUGCGUGGGUUGUUUGUGGUGAGGAUGGUAGUGAAACUGUCGAGGUUACGUGGCAUGGUAAAGGGAAUGAGGAUAAACGUGGACAGCCGGUAGAAGCAGGUGUUGCGUCACGCUCCUGGUUAUACGUCAAUGGGAAUGCUGUUGUUUGUACGAGAGCGAUGGAAGUCGCAACAAUAGUAUCUGCGAUAAAUCCAAGUUUAAGUGCAACUGCGGAUGCUGCAGAGGUUGCAUUACUGCAGCAAGAAUUGUUGUGGCUACUCUAUGACUUGGGACACUUGGCUAAGUACCCAAUGGCACUGGGAAACUUGGGUGAUCUAGAGGAAGCUGCUCCUACACCUGGAAGACCGCCGGCUAUUGUUCUCUUCCAGGAAGCUAUUAAGUCGGCGAGAAAAUACUAUGGUAAUGCUCAUGUUUAUCCAUACACGUAUCAAGGGGGAUAUUUGUACCGACAUGGACUACACGCAAAUGCUUUAGCAUCUUGGGCAGACGCUGCUGAUGUUUUACGAAAGUAUGAUUAUUCACGUGACGACGGUGAAAUAUAUAAAGAGUUAUUGGAAAUAGCCAAUGAAUUAAUACCACACACAGUUAGAGCAGAUGAACGAUUAUUGCGGCAGCCCCGUUGUUUUGCGUAUUUACUCCGCUUUUAUGACGGAAUAUGCCAGUGGGAGGAGGGAGCAAACACACCCGUACUUCAUAUAGGUUGGGCAAGACCAUUGGUAAAUACAAUAUCGAAAUUCGAUGCUAGUAUUCGGGCACAAGUUAUUAUUGAGUGCCAUGAUGAACCAGUGGCUUACAGCAAACACGACGACGAUACUGGAUCGCGACGUGAAGCUAGUCCCGAUGAUCGAUUUCUUAAUAACAAUAACACAUCAGUCAGUAAUAAUAAUACUAUAAGUAAUAAUAAUAAUAAUAACAACAAUCAUAGUAAUAAUAAUAAUAAUAAUAAUAAUAAUAAUAAUAAUAGUAAUAAUAAUAAUAACAACAAUAACAAUUAUUGCAAGACUAAAGAACGCAACAAUGUUGCGCGUGAUUUAAUAGCAAAGCUGGAAUCAAAAGUACCAUCCAAUAACACAGCGCCGAUGCAUCCAAGUAUACAGGCUUUGACGGCAGCAUGCAGUGAAAAAAUAUUAAAUCGUGAUUACUUAAUACAAGGUGAUGGUGAGCCAUUUGUUGCGCCACAAGAUAACUCACUACCGCCUACACCUUCCACAUCACAAGAGAGUCUCGACCCAGAAGUCGAAAUAGACUCGGAAAAUGAUAGUCCUAAGAUAACAUUGUAUAGUGAAAAAAUGAAAGGACUUAAAGAUUUAUUAUUAGCUGAAAAAUUAAAUACACAUGCUAUUUCAUUACAAUUAACAGCACAGAGUCAAGUGCAGAUUGGUAAAAAAACCAGGGGCAAUGAUGAUAUUGGAUUACAUCAGCGUCCAAAGAGGACACGUCGCGAGUAAUAAUUUUUUGUUUAUAAUUAUUUUCUUUUGACACAGAAAUUCACUCUCCAUAACUUAUAUAUCUAUACCUUCAUAGAUAUAUAAAUAUAAAUAUGUAAUUUUAUUGGAUCGUUUAGCCGACUCUUGCGCAAAAGCUCCAAUCAACAUAGUUGUUUAAUACUAUAGAUAUAUUUACUUAUAUAAUGGUAUUAAACAACUAAAAAAUUUCUCCUUUUUGAUUAAUUUUUUUGCCAGUCAACAUAAAAAGCAUUAGAUCUUAUAUUUUAUAAAUAUAUAUUAUCGGUUGAUCAGAUUUUUUCACUUGUAUAGAUCAAGUGAAAGUUAAAGUAAUAUUUUAAUUCAUUUAGUAUAAGUACAUUAGGUGGUAUUAAAUGUAAGUAGAAGAGUACAAAUCUCCCUUGUAUCUUUUUUAUUUAUUUACAUCGCGCGCUACUUGCCAUUUUUUUUUU
Messenger RNA from Cotesia glomerata, 2649 nucleotides. It is a transcript of the gene Mnn1, whose product is annotated as menin. Lineage: Eukaryota; Metazoa; Arthropoda; Insecta; Hymenoptera; Braconidae. The transcript has 5 exons. Gene Ontology annotation, biological process: negative regulation of cell cycle; negative regulation of cell population proliferation; regulation of transcription by RNA polymerase II. Gene Ontology annotation, cellular component: nucleus; chromatin; histone methyltransferase complex. The record is from RefSeq and is a predicted model, not a curated record. Bases 236 to 2200 code for a protein of 654 amino acids. Gene Ontology annotation, molecular function: chromatin binding; Y-form DNA binding; transcription cis-regulatory region binding.